ACUGAUUGAUAACUGUGUACUUAGAAUAAGACUUUAGGCAGCAGGAUUUUUCUGGGUACGUAUGGAAAGCAGUUCAUUUUCUCCCUUUCUUUGUAGAGAUAGAAUUUUGAGGUGCUUUCUGUCUCUGAUUUUCUUUUACUUGUUUGCAUUUGACGUUGGUGAUCUAAGAAGAACCUGCAACGUGUAGCUAAAAUCUUCUGAAUAUUGAGCAGAGAUGUUUUUGCUGCUAAAAUGAUAUAAGAGUUUUGGGUUCUCAUGAGGCUUCAGGACAGCCAGUUUGUCUCUUAAGAUAUAAAAGGAUCUGUUUUCCUUGCGCUGGGGACCUAGACUCUACUUCCUGUUCCCAUUUACACACUAAGCAGGCAGCUGUACAAGUGGAACUUGAGUCUAAAUCACAGGGUGUUAUAACAUAUGAAACUUGAAUGUGGCAACUGUUAUUGUCUGCAGUAGUGAACUGUCUGGGGAAAUUCAAUCCCAGCCUUGGGCCUGGCGGUGAAGGCUCUAGCAGCACUUGGUCACCAGUGUAGAUGGCUUUGGAACUGAUUUUAAACACUUUUCAUUGAAACUGAAGUAUAAUUCUGGCCUGCAGCUUAAUCAGAUAUUCAAUGUGCUGUAGACUAGUGGAAUUUUUCACUGUUUUUGGCUGUUAACAUCCCUAAAGGCACAGCGUGUCUCUGUUGCUCUUUGUUAUUCCUUCAUGUCUCCGGGGUAAAGGACCAUGAUAAUGAAUAAUCUCUCAAGAUCAUAUCACAAGGGGAAUGAAAGUUUAGUAAGUGGGGAAAGAGGUAGACUAAAUUAUUUCUGAGGUCUCUUUCAGUACUGUGUUUAUGAAACAGUUUAACCUGUAUUAGUUUGUUCCAAGGUGAAAAACGCGAUGUUUCUGGAAGUUAUUAAUGCAGUUUUGGCAGAUGAGCAUGCUGGGGAGGAGGGAACUAGAUCUGAAUUAAACAGCCUGGCUGGCAAUGUUGUUCACAGCCUGAAUUGCUCAACUUUAAUGAGGUCUUGCUACAACCAUAUAUUUUAUACACACACAUCUUAAAAAUUUCUUGUUCAAAGUCAUCUUCCAGUUUCAUCCAAAGCACAAAUUUACGGUAAAAAACAUAUUCUCAACAUACUGGCUCAAUGCUGAGAUCAGGAAAUUCUCUAAGCUCAUUUUUUUGGAACGUGCUGAUUUUAGGAUCCAUGAUUUCUACAAUUUGGAGAACAACAAAUUGACCAAAACAGCCACACUUUUGUGUGGACACAGCUAAUGGAGUGGUACAACACAAUGUGGGCGCAUGCUUAUUUUUCUGUGGUGUUUGGGGUUGUUUUUCUUUUUUCUUUCUUUCUUUUUUUUUUUUUUUUUUUUUUGAGACGGAGUCUCGCUCUUUCGCCCAGGCUGGAGUGUAGUGGCGCAUCUCGGCUCACUGCAAGCUCUGCCUCCCGGGUUCACGCCAUUCUCCUGCCUCAGCCUCCUGGGUAGCUGGGACUACAGGCUCCUGCCACCACGCCCGGCUAAUUUUUGUAUUUUUAGGAGAGACAGGGUUUCACCGUGUUAGCCAGGAUGGUCUCGAUCUCCUGACCUCGUGAUCCGCCUGCCUCUGCCUCCUAAAGUGCUGGGAUUACAGGUUUUUCUUUUUUUUCCUGUGAAAGGGUGUGAGUAUUGUGCUGUGCAGUUGCUCACCCUAAUUUAUGAUAAUUUCAGAUGAUCAUGAAGAGAAGAAGAUCCUUGCGAGAGGAAAUAAAUAGUUGGAGAAAAUGAGUUGAUUAAAAUAUAGACCCUGUUCUCAUGCAAAUGUUCCUAAUUUUUAAAUUUAGGUGUAGAAUUCUGUGUAUUAUAAAAAUGUUCUCCAAAUGGAACAUUCUUCAGUGUUCAUAAGGUCUUGUCAGAUAUUUAACUUUUAAUAUUAAGUAUCUUCAAUUGCACUGGCAGUUGGUCACUGAAAAGAACUCUUUAAAAUGUAAUUUGUGUGCAGCUAUAUAGACUUGUCAAGCACCCUUAAAAGUGUGAUUAUAUAGUCCACUAAUAGACCUUUCUGAGGGGCUGAAUUAUUGUUGAAAUUCUCACCCAAAGCGUAUAAAAUCAGCCUUGAAAGUCCAGGAAAUGCUAUGGACGACUGUAAACUGUUAAGAGAUUUAUGGAUAAAGAGUUUUAUUAUAAAUAUUCUGAGUUGUAGUUGAUUAAACAUUCUGUCUCUUUGUUAUAUAGUUAAAAUAUUGCAAAGAACUGGAGAGAGAUCUUUUGGCUAAAAAGUGAAAUCUCUGAAGGACGCAAAGGUUGGAAGUGCCGCUCAUGCAGCAAGGAGAAUUAAACUCAUUGCAAAAUAGGGUUUAGGAUGCAGACUCUGGAGCCAGCCUGCCUCCAUUUCAGCCUCCACACUAAUACUAACAAGCAGUGUACACUUGGAUUCCAGAGGGGUGACUACCAUAUUGAUGUCUGUAUCAAUGACUACCUGGAUGUUUUCUGCCCUCACUAUGAGGACUCCGUCCCAGAAGACAAGACUGAGCGCUAUGUCCUCUACAUGGUGAACUUUGAUGGCUACAGUGCCUGCGACCACACUUCCAAAGGGUUCAAGAGAUGGGAAUGUAACCGGCCUCACUCUCCAAAUGGACCGCUGAAGUUCUCUGAAAAAUUCCAGCUCUUCACUCCCUUUUCUCUAGGAUUUGAAUUCAGGCCAGGCCGAGAAUAUUUCUACAUCUCCUCUGCAAUCCCAGAUAAUGGAAGAAGGUCCUGUCUAAAGCUCAAAGUCUUUGUGAGACCGACAAAUAGCUGUAUGAAAACUAUAGGUGUUCAUGAUCGUGUUUUCGAUGUUAACGACAAAGUAGAAAAUUCAUUAGAACCAGCAGAUGACACCGUACAUGAGUCAGCCGAGCCAUCCCGCGGCGAGAACGCGGCACAAACACCAAGGAUACCCAGCCGCCUUUUGGCAAUCCUACUGUUCCUCCUGGCGAUGCUUUUGACAUUAUAGCACAGUCUCCUCCCGUCACUUGUCACAGAAAACAUCAGGGUCUUGGAACACCAGAGAUCCACCUAACUGCUCAUCCUAAGAAGGGACUUGUUAUUGGGUUUUGGCAGAUGUCAGAUUUUUGUUUUCUUUCUUUCAGCCUGAAUUCUAAGCAACAACUUGGGGCUGGGGGCCUAAACUCGUUCCUGCCUCCCUCACCCCACCCCACCCCCAGCCCUGGCCCGUGACUUCUCUCACCCCUCCCAAAUUAAAUGGACUCCAGAUGAAAAUGCCAAAUUGUCAUAGUGACACCAGUGGUUCGUCAGCUCCUGUGCAUUCUCCUCUAAGAACUCACCUCCGUUAGCGCAGUGUGUCAGCGGUCUAUGGACAAGGAAGAACAGUGGCAGAUGCAGCCAGCGCUGGCUAGGCCUGGGAGGGUUUUGCUCUCCUGUACAAUAUUUAUGCCUUCUCAUUCAGAACUGUAAGAUGAUCGCGCAGGGCAUCAUGUCACCAUGUCAGGUCCAGAGGGGAGGUAUUAAGAAUAGAUGUGAUAUUACACCAUUUCCUAUAGGAGUACAUAAAUGAACAGGUUUCUAAAAGGUUGAGACACUGGUUUUUUGUUUUUUCUUUUUUUAAUAUGACUGUCUUAAAGCAUUCUUGACAGCAAAACUUGUGCUCUCUAAAGGAAGCCUUUUUUUUUUUUUUCUAGGAGGCAGGUUGGGUGUGGAAUGCUGAUACAGAGCAGGUGUGAAAACAGAAAACUACAGGUUUGCUGGGGGUGUGGAUGUGUGAGUGCCUCUAAUUUUUUUGGUGACUGGGCAGUGCACACCAGAUAUUUUUUCUUUGAAUACAGAUCACCAUGGUGCUACAACUUUUUUUUUUUUUUUAGAAACUCAAAGAGGCAUUUUUAUGAAUAAAGUGACCUUCCCCAAGGCUGACAAGCCAGAGUUGAUGAGUGCAUAGUGGAAUAGCUUUGGAUGCUCCUCUGGGGGAUGACAUGUACCAAGGAGAGGACCGCAGUGGCCAGAGGAGACAUGAUUUGGCUUUGCUGGAGCACCAGUGUGCUGUGGCCUUUCCCCGCCUCCCACCCUAGUACCCACGUUUUGCUCCACACUCCAUGACUGCAGGGGCUCGGCCACAAACCCCUGUCACCAGGAGAGUCAGUCAGCACUACUUGGGAGGGCUAAAGGGAAAUUUGGAAAUAAAAUUCCAAAGUUUGGAGUAAAAAAAUUCAAGUGUUGAUUUUAUAUUCUUUCCCUUUCUGACACAGCCUAAAGCGUAGGGGGAACAUGUGUUUAUCUGUGGGAGAUAAACAAGAUGGAGUCCCAAAGACUUUAACAAAAUAUUUUUUUAAAAAUCCACUAGAAUAGAAAAUACAUUAUUUAGAUAUACUUUAUGCUGAGAGUGAGUAUAUAUGCUUGUCCUAUUUAAACUUGUGAGAAAAAGUGGUAUCCCUUGAUACAUUUAGAAAUAUGGGGGCUAUCUUGUUUCAUUGUGGGGGUGGGGCAGAAGGAGAAUAAAUGCAGGAUGACCCUGUUGAAGGAAUCUUAGCAUGGCCAACAGGGGACGUUUCCAGUCGAUUACCAGGAAAUGCAAGCCUUGGGGUUUCUACUGGUGGUGGGGCUGUCAUGAACUUUAAAAUCCAAAGCCUAGACAAGGAAAAGUGUUAGACCAAUGGAAAAGCAAUCCAGCCUUUUUUUUUUUUUUUUUUUGGCUUUGCACGACAUGUCAACAGAAACCAUGCCUUUCAAAAUAAGAAAUAAAUGUGUUGAUCAUGUAAAAUGUGAAAAAUUGAAAGCAUUCCAGCAAAAUAAGAAUCUUUUAUAUAUUUGUUUUUUAAGAUGUGUAUGUUAAAAAAAGAGAGAAGGUCGCAUUAUGGACAGACUUCGUGAAUGGGAAUUUGCUUAGAAUUGUGAGUAGUUCUGAAUUAGGAAAGUAUGUGAAUGAAAGGCAGCUGUAAACGUAUUGCACUCUGGAGAGUUGUACACAUGUUGAAAUGUAAUCUGGGUUUACCUGAUCCAUUUGGAGUGGAUGUCACUGCCGAAUCUGUUCUCACAUGGAACCAUGUGUGUGGGGUUGCCAGCCUCACAGAUACAAUCAAUCCUAUUCCCCUCUGACAUAAGGAACUCCUCUGGAGUGGCAGAGUCUUAUCACAGAAGGCAGCCACCAUUUCACCGAAACAAAAGUUCACGGCAUUCAAUUCCUUUUUCCUUUAACUAUUUAUAUAUGCAGUACUCUCAGUAAUAUCCAGAAAUACUUUUUUUUUAAAAUUAAUAGUUACAGGCUUGUUGGUCCAGUGGGAUUUGGGUAGGGGGAGAAAGAUACCUUCUAAAAUGGAUCAAUAGAACCAAAAUAAUACAGCAUGUUCUAUAACCACCAGGAAUUCAAAUGAUCCUGUAAUGAUUCCAGUUAGUCGUAACUACGUUAGCCGUGCUAAAUGCAUUUUAGAAAUGGUGACUUCUGUGGUUUUCCUAGCAUUUGUCUCUAACAAGUGGUGAAGUAAUUACUCAUGGCCCUCUCUGCCAUUGUCUUUCAUUUUUUUCACAGUGAAAUUAGACCCUUUACUUACCCUUCUGCCGCUGCAAAUUAAGUACAAAGAAAAUAGCAAGAGUAUCCACACCAGUAGGCAGUAAGCUUCUCUACCUAUAAGUGAUGUAAUCAUAGCUAAUGCACUUGCCAUGGAGUUUUCAGGAUGAUUGGUGUCAGACAGCUUUCAUUUUGUUUAAAAAGUGUUGGUGGCCUUUUGUGGUGUUGUUACAAUCCUCUGGGGGCUUAGGAGGAUGUUGAUGCAACUUUUAGAAGCUUUUAAUUUCAAAAACAACUCAAAAGUCUGAAGGACAGUCAUAGCUGCCACUCAGCCCCAGUUAGUCAAACCCCAGUGACCUUUGCCCCUGGUUGCCAAGGGCUUUGCAACAUGAAGCAGGGAAAUAAGGAUCUGUCUGUUUAGUGGAUACCGUGUAUCCUUUAAUAGACCAGGUAACAGUUCGUGUUAGUUUAGACUAUUGUUUUGUACUGUACUUUCUUGGGUGGCAGAGGAAAGAAAAGUAAAACAUAAAAAAAAAAAAAAAAAAAAAAACUGCGUUCUUUAAAUUCUGUAUUAUUAGCAACCUCUGUUGUAUAUAGUGUUUGAUAAUAAAGUAUUAAUUUGAUUCUUAUGUCUUUUGUAAGUGAGAACAAUAGACUUUCAGGAUACAAAACAUGCAUUGAGGCUUUGAAACAUCCAAUGUGUACUGUGGCUGAAAAAAGAGUCACACGUGGCUGAGACACUGCUCCAUAUAGGACUCAUGUGUGGUCAUUGCCCACCCAAUCUUAUGACUCCAUCAUCUUGGGACCUGGAACAACAUGACUUUUUUGAUCAAUAUUUUGUCCUCAGUGUUUUCAAGGUCCGAUGUUGGAGCCCUGUGGCCCACCCUCCCUUCUCCACCAGCAUGUUGGUUUGAAAAGGAUAGGGAAUUUAGAACCAGUUCUGUACUUUGGUUUGGUUUGGUUUUCUGUUUGUGAUUGUUUUCAUGGACUGUUUUAUUUUUUCCCAGGAAGAGCCUUUAUCAAUAUCAUGUGCAGCUCACUCAUGGAAAUGGUUGCAAACCAAUCAGUGUAGGAAGGUUAAAUGGGGCUGUUUCCCUCUCUGUGUCGUUGUGAAAGGAAGAGUCACGCGGUACCUGUGGAUUUUCAGGGACUCUGUUUUUCUCCGGUGCCUUAGCAACGGCAGCAGCCAUUUGUAUUAGUUUCAAAUAAUUAGAAAAACAGUUUUCAACUCCUCCUUUCCAUUCAUUGCUCUCAGAGUUGUGGUCACUGACUUUUCUUUUGAAAACCACCUCCACCAACACCCCCGUUUGCCUACACCACCCCCCUUUUACUUAGUAUGUUUAUUUUUUGUGUGUCUCUUGCCUUCCUCCCACGUUUUAUUUCCCCUCAGAGCCGUGAAUGGGCAGGUCUGUCUCUGGUUUGGCAUCACUGAGUUUUUCCCAUGCAUUGGCCCCAGGGCUGCUAGGAUGUGAGACAAAUCUCCCUACAAUGGGCUUGCUCCCAUUGUCUGUACAGUUUAAUAGAUGCUGGCGUGUCGGAGGUUACCCAUGAGUCAAAAUCCGCUUUCCAUGCUUACUCUUGACACCCCAUUGAAGCCACUCAUUGUGUGUGCGUCUGGGUGUGAAGUCCAGCUCCGUGUGGUCCUGUGCUUGUACUGCCCUGCUUUGCAGUUCCUUUGCACUUACUCAUCGAGUGCUGUUUUGAAAUGCUGACAUUAUAUAAACGUAAAAGAAAAUGUAAAAAAAAAAAAAAAAUACCCACACACAAACAAACCCAUACAAUCUGUAUUUGUAUAUACACGUGUCCGUACAAGUAUACCUAAAUAAAAAUUAAAGAUUUUCAUCAUUUUAA
Molecule: messenger RNA, 7301 nt
Organism: Symphalangus syndactylus (siamang)
Lineage: Eukaryota; Metazoa; Chordata; Mammalia; Primates; Hylobatidae
Gene: EFNA5
Product: ephrin A5
Biological process (GO): regulation of cell-cell adhesion; regulation of actin cytoskeleton organization; axon guidance
Cellular component (GO): plasma membrane; external side of plasma membrane
Molecular function (GO): ephrin receptor binding
Source: RefSeq, a predicted model, not a curated record